Liolophura sinensis is the source of this 378-nucleotide messenger RNA. RefSeq lists its product as uncharacterized. The record is from RefSeq and is a predicted model, not a curated record. Lineage: Eukaryota; Metazoa; Mollusca; Polyplacophora; Chitonida; Chitonidae. The transcript has 3 exons. The coding region runs from base 31 to 378 and encodes 115 amino acids.
CGCUGUCGUGCACACGCAGACUGAACUAAAAUGGCGCACAUACCGUAUGUUUUCAGCUUGUGUCUUGGAGUCAUUUCUGUGGGCUUCUCCAGCGCUAACAUCUUUAACAGCAAUCCAAGUACGGGUGCCUGUCUCUGUGUGACGUCGUCCAUAGCCCAGGUAUUUGACAAAGGAUGUGGAAAUGCCGUUGACAAGGCCGUUAAAGGUCAGUGCUUGAAGUAUUAUGGACUGCGCUUGACAUGCGGCGACAAACAGUACUUCCGGUGUGACAUCGUUGGCAAGGAGAGAUGGCUGGAAGCGCAUGAUUUAGAACUAAGCGGCGCGUCCAAGUGCAGUAAGUCUAUUUGUCAUAGUCGUUCACUAUUUCUAGGUCUAUAG